Molecule: messenger RNA, 1017 nt
Organism: Arthroderma uncinatum
Lineage: Eukaryota; Fungi; Ascomycota; Eurotiomycetes; Onygenales; Arthrodermataceae
Product: casein kinase II subunit alpha
Exons: 4
Coding region: 1-1017 (338 amino acids)
Biological process (GO): regulation of transcription by RNA polymerase III; DNA damage response; protein phosphorylation
Cellular component (GO): protein kinase CK2 complex; nucleus; cytosol
Molecular function (GO): ATP binding; protein serine/threonine kinase activity
Source: RefSeq, a predicted model, not a curated record
AUGGCACGCGUAUACGCAGACGUAAACCAGAAGAUGCCCAAGACGUACUGGGAUUAUGACAGCGUCAACAUAUCGUGGGGCGUUCUAGAGAACUAUGAAGUUGUGCGGAAAAUUGGAAGGGGGAAAUACUCAGAGGUGUUUGAGGGCGUAAAUGUUGUGAACUACCAGAAAUGUGUUGUCAAAGUCCUCAAACCCGUCAAGAAACGAAAGAUCAAGCGAGAGAUCAAGAUCCUUCAGAAUCUGUCAGGUGGUCCAAACGUCGUCGCAUUGCUGGACGUUGUUCGCGAUAGCCAGAGCAAGACUCCGAGUCUGGUUUUUGAAUAUGUCAACAACACCGACUUCCGGACGCUAUACCCCCGAUUGGUUGAUUACGAUGUUCGAUACUACAUAUUCGAGCUCCUGAAGGCCCUGGAUUUCUGCCACAGCAAGGGAAUAAUGCACAGAGAUGUCAAACCACACAACGUAAUGAUUGAUCAUGAGCGGAGAAAGUUACGACUCAUCGAUUGGGGAUUAGCAGAGUUCUACCACCAAGGAAUGGAGUAUAACGUCAGAGUUGCCUCGCGUUAUUUCAAGGGGCCCGAGCUACUUGUUGACUUCCAAGAGUAUGACUAUUCCUUAGACAUGUGGUCUCUUGGAGCGAUGUUUGCGUCCAUGAUCUUCAGGAAGGAACCGUUCUUCCACGGCAGCAGUAAUGCGGACCAACUGGUCAAAAUUGCCAAGGUCCUUGGAACGGAUGAAUUGUUCGACUACCUCGACAAAUAUAACAUCGAGUUGGACCCUCAGUACGACGACAUUCUUCAGCGUUACCCCCGGAAAGCAUGGCACUCUUUCGUCAACUCAGAGAACCAGAGAUUCAUCAGCAAUGAAGCUAUCGACUUUUUGGAUAAAUUGCUCAGAUACGACCACACCGAACGUCUGACUGCUCAGGAGGCGAUGGCCCACCCCUACUUCGCCCCUGUUCGCGCUGCCGCUGCCACGAAUGCCCAGAGCAGCCCUAGCACUGCUCCUAACUCCUAA